ACGGUUCACAUCCCACAUUUAAUCUCCUUCUUUUGUCAUCUCUGUUUCUCUCUCUUCUGUGUUCCAAAAGUUCCGACCUUUUGUCUAAGAGGGCCAUUGGGAGAGCUCAAGAAUUUCUCUUUUUUAUCGGAUUGGGGAAAAUAUAAAACAUGUAUAUAUAAAUAUAUGAACUUUUGAAUUUCGAAUUUGGGAAUUUGGAAUUUCUAGGGUUUUUCUGGGAUGUCGUCGGUCGAGUAUUUACGUCCAACAAUCCACAAUAGGUUUUGCCUGAAUUUGAAUUCUAAUGCUUAUCAUUGCCGCCAUGGAUUGGGAUUCCUCCGCAGCCAAUCGAAGGGUUUCAACCAGGAACCGAGGCGUUGCGUUUCGAACUCGGCGGUGUUCCCUUCGGUCACGUUGCACGGACAGGGCGGCCUAGCUGUGAGAGUUUCCGAGAGGUUCGGCGGCCUCUGGAGGAGCCACGGAGGGUUUCGAACGGUUAGGGCUUCGGCGAGCGGUCAGGACACGGAUUCCGGGGAGAAGAGCGAGGCGAAGCCGACGGAGGGCCAGGCUGUGAACAAUAACCCGCCAAGUUCGAGCUCGCCGGCUUCUAAUCGGCGGCGAGAGAGUCGAAAGAAAGAGAAUUGGUGGUGGUCGAAAGGCGGGAAAUGGCGGUGGCAGCCGAUAGUUCAGGCACAAGAAAUUGGAAUCUUGCUGUUACAAUUGGGUAUUGUAAUUUUCGUCAUGCGGUUGCUCCGGCCUGGAAUUCCGUUACCCGGGUCGGAGCCGAGGACGCCCACGACGUUCGUUAGCGUGCCGUACAGUGAUUUUCUGAGCAAGAUUAAUAGUAACCAGGUGCAGAAGGUUGAGGUUGAUGGGGUUCAUGUUAUGUUUAAGUUGAAGUCUGAGCAGGGUGAGCAAGAAAGUGAAGUGAGUGGUGGUGGGGCGAGCAAGUUUCAGGAAUCGGAGGCCUUGGUAAGAAGUGUGGCUCCGACGAAGAGGGUGGUUUACACGACGACAAGGCCAACUGAUAUCAAGACGCCGUAUGAGAAGAUGCUUGAGAAUGAGGUGGAGUUUGGGUCGCCGGAUAAGCGGUCAGGCGGAUUCUUGAACUCUGCAAUGAUAGCUUUGUUUUAUGUUGCUGUGCUUGCAGGGCUUUUCCACAGGUUCCCUGUAAACUUUACUCAGCAAACAGCCGGUCAGAUUAGGAACAGGAAAUCUGGGGGCUCUGCUGGUGCUAAAGCAUCUGAACAAGGGGAAGCAAUAACCUUUGCUGAUGUCGCUGGUGUUGAUGAGGCUAAAGCGGAGCUAGAAGAAAUUGUGGAAUUUCUUCGGAAUCCAGACAAGUAUAUACGACUUGGUGCUCGUCCUCCACGUGGAGUUCUCCUGGUGGGUCUUCCUGGGACAGGUAAGACUCUUCUUGCCAAGGCUGUGGCUGGGGAAGCUGAUGUGCCCUUCAUAAGUUGCUCUGCUAGUGAGUUUGUAGAGUUGUAUGUUGGCAUGGGUGCCUCUCGUGUAAGGGAUCUAUUUGCCCGGGCAAAAAAGGAGGCACCGUCCAUAAUAUUUAUUGAUGAGAUAGAUGCUGUGGCAAAAAGCCGUGAUGGAAAAUUCCGUAUUGUCAGCAAUGAUGAGCGAGAACAAACCUUGAAUCAGUUGCUCACUGAAAUGGAUGGAUUUGACAGCAACUCUGCGGUUAUUGUUCUUGGAGCAACUAAUCGCGCAGAUGUCUUAGACCCAGCACUUCGUCGACCAGGGAGAUUUGAUCGUGUAGUUAUGGUGGAAACACCGGAUAGGAGAGGAAGAGAAGAGAUUCUAAAGGUGCAUGCUACCAAAAAAGAACUUCCUUUGGCAAAAGAUGUCUACCUUGGUGACAUUGCUUCUAUGACCACUGGCUUUACUGGGGCAGAUCUCGCAAAUUUGGUGAAUGAAGCUGCUUUAUUGGCUGGAAGACAAAGCAAGUUGGUUGUGGAAAAAAUUGAUUUUAUUCAAGCUGUGGAGAGAUUAAUAGCUGGUAUAGAAAAGAAGACUGCCAAGUUGCAGGGAAGUGAGAAGGCUGUAGUUGCACGACAUGAAGCUGGUCAUGCAGUAGUGGGGACUGCUGUAGCAAGUCUUCUUCCUGGACAGCCACGUGUUGAGAAAUUGAGCAUAUUGCCAAGAUCGGGAGGGGCGUUGGGCUUCACUUAUAUUCCUCCAACAACAGAAGAUAGAUAUUUACUCUUCAUUGAUGAGUUGCGUGGACGUUUGGUUACACUUCUUGGAGGACGUGCAGCAGAAGAAUUUGUAUAUUCAGGUCGUGUCUCAACGGGUGCACUUGAUGAUAUACGACGAGCAACUGACAUGGCAUACAAAGCAGUAGCUGAGUAUGGUCUAAAUCAGAACAUUGGCCCUGUGUCUAUAGCAACACUUUCUGCUGGUGGAAUGGAUGAGUCUGGUGGUGGUGCUCUUUGGGGAAGGGAUCAGGGGCAUCUUGUUGAUCUUGUUCAAGGAGAGGUUAAAGCUUUGCUGCAAUCUGCUUUGGGUAUAGCUCUUUCAGUUGUACGUGCUAAUCCUACUGUUUUGGAGGGUCUUGGUGCUCAGCUGGAAGAAAAAGAGAAGGUAGAAGGCGAAGAGCUACAAAAGUGGUUAAAAUUGGUGGUUGCACCAACGGAACUGUCAAUCUUCAUUAGUGGCAAGCAAGAGUCUCUUCCCCCAUUGCAGACCAUCUCUGGUUAACAACCAUAUCUUGUUAUACUUUGUCUCCUCGAUGUGAAAUAUGGAGUAGCUUACUGCUUCUUGUGCCAUUGUCCUGUCAGUGAAUUCAUCCUUAUUAUUGGCAGCAGCUCCCACUUGCAACUUGUGUGUUUUGGGUUCCUUUUUUGACUAGUGUGAGCACGCUCUUUGUUUUAACACACAAUUUACCAGCCCAAGUUUGCCAACCAAAGAGAAGGAAAGAAGUCGGAGAAUAGUACCUGCACAAGCCUUCUCAAGUGUGUCUGUGUCACCCGUAUUAACUUCAGCACAACCGGGUUGGUAUCUGAAACUGUUGUACAUUGACUGUUACUUAGUUACACAUGAUCUGCCGUAUCUGCAAUUGUAAUUGUUCAUGAGUUGUAUACGAUAAUUAUUAUACGAAAAUAUAUAAUAUUCCUCGUA
Molecule: messenger RNA, 3108 nt
Organism: Pyrus x bretschneideri (Chinese white pear)
Lineage: Eukaryota; Viridiplantae; Streptophyta; Magnoliopsida; Rosales; Rosaceae
Product: ATP-dependent zinc metalloprotease FTSH 9, chloroplastic-like
Exons: 13
Coding region: 220-2688 (822 amino acids)
Biological process (GO): proteolysis
Cellular component (GO): chloroplast thylakoid; membrane
Molecular function (GO): ATP hydrolysis activity; metalloendopeptidase activity; ATP-dependent peptidase activity
Source: RefSeq, a predicted model, not a curated record